AUGCUCAUACUCUACAAGAUCGGUGACAGAACAAGCGGCAUGCUCAAGUCUCUGUUCGUCAAGAAGAUGGGACGAUUGGAUGUAUCAGAGGUUGAGGAGCUAUUUCAACAGCUUACCUUGGACCAGGCAAGGGCGUUUCUAGAUCAGGGAACAAGCAAUCUUCUCUGUUUUACUGCUGCUUCUGAGACAGGGCCUAUCCGUCCACAUAUUCUUAACUUGAUAGCGUGA
Aspergillus calidoustus is the source of this 228-nucleotide messenger RNA. NCBI's taxonomy places the organism in Eukaryota, Fungi, Ascomycota, Eurotiomycetes, Eurotiales, Aspergillaceae. The record is from the annotation of a GenBank genome assembly.